GCAUUUACAUCUUGGCGUUUUUCAGGGAGAGUUCGUCUGUUUGACGGUAUCUAGCAGAAAUGAGAUUUUGACUCUAUGCAUCUCCUGUGCCUAUGUGUUGCUCAGCUCAGCUCCUAUGCGGUCUGAUUGUACGUCCACAUACUGCUUUCACCAUACGAAUCACUCCAUCCAUGAAUACUCGCAACGAUCCCUCCCUCGGGCCCCUCUUCAUCCGACAGCAGUUGCUUAUCCAGCUCGAUCACUUCAGCAUGAUAUGGACCGAUAGAUGUGUCUGCAGAUCAUUCUACAUUCGUUACGAGAGACGGUUAUGUCGGGAACUAUACGGAUGUGUUGGGAACCGCAGCGUUACAUUGGUCAUUCGGCACCGAAGCAACGGAGGAGCAUAGAGCCGUAGGCAUGAAUCUGUAGACAGAGAAGUCAGCCUUGUGAUAAUCCAGAAAGAGCGAUAGAAUGUGAGGAAGUGC
Molecule: messenger RNA, 464 nt
Organism: Alternaria rosae
Lineage: Eukaryota; Fungi; Ascomycota; Dothideomycetes; Pleosporales; Pleosporaceae
Exons: 1
Coding region: 93-386 (97 amino acids)
Source: RefSeq, a predicted model, not a curated record